Messenger RNA from Effrenium voratum, 603 nucleotides. The record is from the annotation of a GenBank genome assembly. NCBI's taxonomy places the organism in Eukaryota, Dinophyceae, Suessiales, Symbiodiniaceae.
GAAGUCUUUCAUAUUUGGCUGAUGCCACGAAUGCCACACAUCUGUGCUGGCAAUGGCCGAUUCUGCGAAGCCGAAGGUUGUGGCACCUGCAGAAGAGGUCAUCCGGCUUGAUGCUUAUGAUGAGGUACCAGUGCUUCAACGAGCAUCCAGGCAGAAGGCGGAGAAGGAAGGCGCCCUGGAAAGGCCAAAGGGGAAAGGAAAAGGCAAAGGCAAGAAGGGGAAGGAAGAGCCGCAGUUUAAGCGAGACUCAGGCCUGUCGCAAAGGAUACGAAAGUAUGCGCGGCCUGGGGCUCCAUUUCGGGAAGUCAAGGCCAAGGGCGACAAGAAGCUCGCGACUGAGGUGAAGCAGCGCGCGCGCCAGGACCGCGACGCGGCGUUUCAGCUGGCCAAGGCGGAGGUGCUUCAGACUGCGGAGGCGGGCGGUGUAGAAGUCGACGAGCAGGACGACACGCGCAGGCUCGCCCAGAAGGACAUCCUGGACUCGGUGGGUGUGGGCGUGGCGCGCAAGGCCUUCUCCUUCGACCUGCCGGCGGGUCCCUACAACUGCUCGCUGACCAGAAACGGGGCGCACCUACUAGCAGGUGGCAGGAAGGGACACGUGGC